Chlamydomonas reinhardtii is the source of this 1310-nucleotide messenger RNA. RefSeq lists its product as uncharacterized. The record is from RefSeq and is a predicted model, not a curated record. NCBI's taxonomy places the organism in Eukaryota, Viridiplantae, Chlorophyta, Chlorophyceae, Chlamydomonadales, Chlamydomonadaceae. Gene Ontology annotation, cellular component: mitochondrion; nucleus. Gene Ontology annotation, biological process: mitochondrion organization. The transcript has 4 exons. The coding region runs from base 55 to 579 and encodes 174 amino acids.
CUCUCAGCGAACGACCUAACACCUGUGACCUCAAGCAUUUAAAAGCUGCCAGAAAUGCCCCGUCAGCGCAGUGCUCCUGCUCCUGCUCGCUCGGCUUCUGCCGCGGCGUCGCGACCCAAGCCGGCCCCUUCGUCUUCGUCGGCUCCUCCCCCCUCGAGCAGCUCCACUGCGGCGCCCGCAUCAAGUGGAUGGUUCGGCUCGCGCCCUGCUGCUCCGCAGGCGACUGCCCCUCCUCCGAUGGCUGCUCCUUCGGCACCUCCUCCGGCUAUGGCUUCCGGUGGUGGCGGUGGUAUCAUGUCCGGCCUGAUUGGCACCGUCGUGCAGGGCGCCGCCCUGGGCACCGGCAGUGCCAUCGCGCACCGCGCCGUUGACUCGUUCAUGGGCCCCCGCACCGUGGUGCACGAGCACCAGCAGGCGCCCGCGGCCGCCGCGCCCGUGCCCGCUGCCGCCCCUGCGGCGGCGGACGGCCCUUGCGGUGAGCAGGUGAAGGCGUUCGCGGACUGCAUGACCAAGUACAACGGCGACAUGGGCGCCUGCCAGUGGUACUUCGACGCCAUGCAGGCCUGCCGCCGCGUGUAAAUGGACACAGUGCGAGAGGUGUAUUGGGUGGCUUCGCGGCGCGGCGUGCGCACAUGUCUGGUGCACGGCUCCGGCGGCGGCGCUGGGCGAGGAGUGGAAGUCGAGGAGACGGUUGUGGGUGAUGUCGCUGUGGCGGGACUGGCGCCCAACCAGCAGUUGCCAGUGGCGGCGGGUUUUGUGGUGCGUCCAGCUGUCCAUUAACGGGUUGAUGCGUGCGCAGCGUGAGGCUGUUGGCGGGCGGGCUGCGGACCGGCGGCACCACGGUGUGUCAGGAACAGGGGGCGAGCAGGGCUGAGGUGUUUGCGGCUUGUCUGGCUUCUCUCUCUUCAUGGUGUGGGUGUGAGUGUCUUUGGUGUGUGCUUACUGUUAUUUGUUCGAUAUAUUGAUACGAGUGCAUUAGCGGAUGAGGAGUUUAGCAACUGUAGUCCGGGCAGAAGCUGGAAGAGCCGCGCUCCACGAUGCGAUUGCGUAUGUUGCGCGUGGGUUGGCUCAGAUGGAGGGGUUCGGCCUAGAGGAGAAACUGAAGUUUGAUGCGUAGGACGCGCCUCUCAAUGGAGUGGGACUGAAGUUCGAUGUGGAGGUUUGAGGGAGAGCGGGGGUGCGUGGAGGUCGCGCGAGAGAGUGUUUUGGUGCGUGCCGAUUAAAUAACCGCGUCAACUGUGGACAGAAUCACCGACGCACUGCCUCUCCGCACGCUCCCUUGUAAAAUCCCAGUGUAAAACCCCAGUUCC